Molecule: messenger RNA, 1491 nt
Organism: Symbiodinium natans
Lineage: Eukaryota; Dinophyceae; Suessiales; Symbiodiniaceae
Source: the annotation of a GenBank genome assembly
AUGGAUCCCUACAGCCGGCGCUCCACCUGGAAUAUCGUGCGCUCGGCACGCGAGGGCCGCGUGGUGGUGCUGACAACGCACUUCAUGGACGAGGCGGAGAUCUUGGGUGAUCGUGUGGCGAUCAUGGCCGAGGGCCAGCUGAUGGUUUGCGGCUCCACCUUGUUUCUGAAGGCGCGCUUCGGGGCCGGCUAUCGCCUGACCUGCGCAAGACAGGAUGUGGCAUCACAUCCGAGUGAGGGUGAUCCGAUCGAAGAUGUCGUGAAGCGCCACAUCCCUGAAGCUCGAAAGAUCACCGACAUCGGUGCCGAGCUCUCCAUGCAGCUUCCCUCGUCAAGUACCGGCUGCUUCCCGCCUCUCCUCAGUGAGCUCGACUCGCGUGGCAAGGAGAUCGGCAUGGCCCACUAUGGCCUCUCGAUGGUGAAGCUCGAGGAGGUGUUCCUGAAGGUGGCCUCGGGAGAGAUCGACAGCCUGGAAGAGGGCGCGCUGCCAUGGCAACAAACUGGAGGUCUCCAGGGUUGGGCCGCCCAGAGGGCCACGGCGAGGCCGCGGCUGGCGCUGCGCCACUUGGGGGCGCUCUUCAUGAAGCGCGCGCGGUAUGGCCGGCGGGAUGUGAAGGCCCUGGCCUGCACAGUUCUGAUGCCGGUGGCCUUGCUAGCUUUUGGCCUUGGCAUCCUGAACAUGCUGGGCGACCCCCAAGCGCCGAACCUGAAGCUCGGGGUCAAAAGUCAGUUUGGUGCAGGCGCGCCCGUGCCCUUCAAUUCUAGCCGCGGCGACGAGGCCCCGCUGCUGGCCGAAAGCCUGCGGCAGGCUGCCGCCGUCCCUGCCCCGCAGCAACUCGUGGAAGGCACUGCAGACGGCGUGAUCUUUGGCCGUAACUACUCCGACGGUCGGCCCGUCUACGAGUGGUGCGAGAUGGAGGAGUCCUUCUUGUCCAAGUGCUGGAAGGAGAACAACUUGUGUCAUGGCCUCCGCCCUUUCCUCGAACUUGCCAGCAAAGUCGAGAUGGACAUCACCUGUGCUUCAGACAGUGCCGGCUGCAAGGCGGCCAUCGCCACGGCAUGCCAGGACGGCGCGGCACAGUGCACCAGUACUUGCCUCUCGAAGGCCGACGUGUCCCCAGGAAUCUGCCGGUCGCAGUGCCGACAGAUCUGCCUGCUGGCGCCGAACUUCACCCAGGCGUGCGACCUGCUGCAGCCCCCGAUCGCCCCGACCAUCGCCUCCGUUUGCCCUGUUGAGUGUGCUUCUUCCGCCGACCCAUCCACCUGCCGGCCCGGGACCGUCUGCGAGGCCCCGGAUCCUGCACCGGCCGCCGACCCUUCGGCACUGCUUGAGAUGUCGACGCUCAUCUUCGGAGAAGGACAGCAGAUCUCGCGCAGACAAAACGUCCGAUAUGGCGCCUUCAUGACAAGCUACAACAGCUCCACCGGCAGCUGCGCUGAAGGGAGAGGGGUCAUUUUGGACCGCGUAAGGGAGUCAUUUUGGAACGCGUAA